AUGAAGGGGAAGGAGCGAUCGCCGAUCAAGAAACGCUCCAGGGCGCCUGAUGACAGCAGGGAUCGAGGAGGAAGCUAUCCGAGCAGCAAGAAGACCGGGGCACUUUCGACAGGCAGCACCGCGGGCAACAACGGUUCCGCACACGGCGGUCCUCCAUCCAGGAGAGGUUUAUACAGCGAGAAGAGAGAUGGGAGGGAGUCAGACGGAUAUAAUUCAUCCAGUCGGACUGAUAGCGGAUACGAGUACGGAGCCGUUUCGGGGAACAAGCCGCACAGCGGCGCUGACGUCCCCGCGGAAGCGUCCAGGUCCGGUUCACGUAGCGACCCGCGGCCUCCGGCAAAUCCCGGAAGUGAGUACAAAACUCUGAAAAUAAGCGAACUCGGCUCCGAGUUGAACGACGAGGAGAUAGAAGACGGCCUUUUUCACGAGUUUAAGAAGUUCGGAGACGUGAGCGUCAAGAUAAGUCGUGAAAAUGACGAAAGAGUGGCGUUCGUGAACUUCAGGAGGCCCGAAGACGCGCGAGCGGCCAAACACGCGCGCGGCAAGCUCGUGCUGUACGACCGACCCCUGAAAAUAGAGACUGUCUACAUAAACAAACGCAGAAGCCGCUCGCCCGUGUCCAAAGACGGCUUCCCCGCCGGCCACAGGCACCCUCACUCUCAGAGGGCCCUGUCCCCCGCGGGUGUGGGCUUCAGAGACUACCGCCUGCAGCAGCUAGCCAUGGGCCGGCACGCCCCUCCCCCCCCACCAGCCCACCUCCGAGACCUAGACAGAGAGAGGGAUUUCCCCGUGUAUGAAACAAGAAACAGACCCCCGUUCAUUCCCGAAGGUGCCGUUUACCGGGAGGAGGACAUGAUAACCCAAGAAGACGACCAGAGGGCAAACAGGACGUUGUUUCUGGGAAACCUGGACGUCAGCGUGACGGAGAAUGACCUGAGGAGGGUGUUUGACCGCUUCGGGGUGAUAACGGAGGUGGACAUAAAGCGGACAGCCAGGGGACAGAGCAACACUUAUGGAUUCAUCAAGUUUGAGAAUCUCGAUAUGGCCCACCGUGCCAAAAUGGCCAUGUCGGGGAAAGUGGUGGGUCACAGUCCAAUCAAAAUUGGAUACGGCAAACCCACCCCCACCACCAGACUGUGGGUGGGGGGUCUUGGACCCUGGGUUCCACUGGCUGCGCUGGCCAAAGAGUUUGACCGCUUCGGCACCAUCAGGACUAUAGACUACAGGAAAGGAGACGUUUGGGCGUACAUCCAGUACGAAAGCCUGGACGCUGCUCAGGCUGCGUGCGCUCACAUGAGGGGUUUCCCCCUCGGGGGUCCAGACCGGAGACUCAGGGUGGACUUUGCAGACACAGAACAUCGCUACCAGCAGCAGCAGUACGUGCAGCUGCCCCUCCCCCUGCCACAUUACGACAUGGUCCCCGAGCCCUUCUCUCGCCGCUUCACAGAGCCCGUGAGGGAGCGGUCUCCCCCAGUUCCGGCUCGCUUUAGAGAGCGGGAUCUCUACCCUGCUGCCGAGUGGUCUGGCCUGAGCGUCCACGACAGGAUGCGGGGAGCCGCCUUUGAUCCCGUGGACAGACGCCCCAAAGACAACUGGCCGAUAGAGCGCGAGCUGCAAAGCAGAGACCCCGGCCGCAAAAGGAGGCCGGGGGGCGACGGCUGGCGGGCGGAGCGUUCGCCCGACGGCCUGCGGCGCCACGGCGGCUCGCUGGAGCGCAGCCCCGGGGGCAGCAGCCGCGAGGGCGGGCGCGGCAGCGACCCCGAGCGCCCGCCCCGCUCCGGCCGGCCGUCGCCGGCCCGGGACCGGCAGAACGCGCACGACGCCGGGCCCGCGGACAAGAGGAGGAGAACGCGCAGCCCGCCGGAGCCCGGCGAGAAAGACCGCCGACACAAGGGGACAGACCCGUCCAAGAGCCCGGUGAGGAAGGAGAACCACUCAGAGCAGCCUCCUUCGAACUCUUCUCCCUCCAGGCCCGGCCAGCAGCCCGGCCCCGCCGACGGACAGAAGCUGAGUCGGGCCUGGGAGGGGGCCCUCCUGCUGAAGAACAGCAGCUUCCCCACCUCGCUGCACCUGCUGGAGGGGGACAUGGCGGUGGCCCUGAGCCUGCUGGUGGAAGGCUCCACGGGCGGCAAAGUGUCGGAGCUGAAGAUCAGUCAGCGCCUGCGGCUGGACCAGCCCAAGCUGGACGAAGUGUCCCGGCGCAUCAAGGCGGCCGGCUCCCGCGGCUACUCCAUCCUGCUGGCCGUGCCGGGGAAGACCGAGGACGCCAGCAGCUCCACGGAGAGGCCGCUGAAGAACCUGGUGUCCUACCUGAAGCAGAAGGACGCCGCCGGCAUCAUCAGCCUCCCCGUGGGGGGGGGCCGUGACAAGGAUCACGGGGGGGUUCUGCACGCUUUCCCUCCAUGCCAGUUCUCACAGCAGUUCUUGGAUGUCUCUGCCAAAGCUUUUGCCAAAUCUGAAGACGACUACAUGGUGAUGGUCAUUAUCAGAGGAGCGUCCUAA
Messenger RNA from Menidia menidia (Atlantic silverside), 2502 nucleotides. The record is from the annotation of a GenBank genome assembly. Lineage: Eukaryota; Metazoa; Chordata; Actinopteri; Atheriniformes; Atherinopsidae.